AUGGAAACUGUAAAUGGUAUUUUCGAAGAUAGGAUAGAAGACUUGUUUAGUUAUUGGGAGUGAAAUUCUGCUAUCUGUUCUUUCUUCACACUGUGAGAUACUCAUACUGAAGACAUGCAUCUUGAUGUUACCUUUCUAAAUAAUCUAAAAAAUCUAAAGACAAGCAGGUCUAAAGACGAGGAGACUGCGCAUCUCGGGACCGUCCUCGUCUGUAAGAAGAAGUGUGUCUUCCCCCGGUUGUGGCUCAUUGAACAAAAGUCGCCACGUUCUCCGCCGACCCAUGCACGGUGGGUGGUUUCGCAUAGAGCUCACACGUGGUCCGUCGGCCCUCUCUUCGCCAGGAGAGACUCUUCUGCGGAGUCUAAACUACAGCAUGCAGGAAGUCUCCUGUGCCAGCACGUAUCGAAGUGCGACUUGUGAAGUGCUGAGAAUACCACUAGGCGUGACGAAAUCUGAUGAUGAUCCGGA
Messenger RNA from Amoebophrya sp. A25, 468 nucleotides. The record is from the annotation of a GenBank genome assembly. NCBI's taxonomy places the organism in Eukaryota, Dinophyceae, Syndiniales, Amoebophryaceae.